GGCCAAUAGUUGCGCUUGCGCAGACAGACACAGCAGAUCGACGCCUGCGCAGGUCUCGGGACACCGGCAGCCAGCGAUGGGGAAGAAACAGCCACGUGGUACAGUGACGUCAGCGAUUGAUGCACUGGAGGAACGUCUGGCUGUAUGCAAAGAGAACUUGGAGACAAUAGACUGGCAGCUGCACAGGGAGGAGCUGUCCAUGGAGAGCAGACAGUCCCUGCAAGAUGAGAAGACCAUGUUGAAGGAGAGAGUCUCCAGAUAUGAACAUGAGCUGUGGUCUCUGAGGAAGGAAAAUGGGAGGAACAUGGUGCUGUCCCUAGCUCUGCUCAGCCUCUUCUUGCUGCUCUACCUCUGCUGGGGACUGUAGCCAUUUACUAUAAUAGCCUCACAGACCAGCAUUCCCAUCAGUCAAAGUGAUUCGCAGGAAAUGAACCUGCUAAUGUAGUGACUGUAUAUUUGUAAGCAAAUUUGCACCAAAAAGAUCCCACACGCAAAUAUGAAGUGAAUGACCAAUUUGUCUAGAGUGCUGUUGGAAUCUUAAUCUGAACAAGCACAGAUGGGACUUGGAUUUUACAUCUAAUUUGAAGGAUGACAUCUCACCUGAAGGACAACACCCUUUACAAUGCAGUACACACCCAGACUUGCACUGGAUCAUCAGGAAGACUGCGAGUUCAAAGUCUCAAUAUGGGAUUUGAGCCCAAUGCCAUCCAGAUUUGGGCCAACAGGAGAUCUGGCGACAUGGAUCACUGUUGAGAAAAUCAAAUAUCAUAUGUUGGCAAUCACUGCAUGCAAAUUCAAACCCUCAAUAAAAAGACAUUCAGCAGAAAAUUCUGUUUUUUUUUGAAGGACAUCAGCAAAUAUGUAAAUAAAAUCAACUGAAUUUAAAUAACUAA
Molecule: messenger RNA, 893 nt
Organism: Callorhinchus milii (elephant shark)
Lineage: Eukaryota; Metazoa; Chordata; Chondrichthyes; Chimaeriformes; Callorhinchidae
Gene: ccdc167
Product: coiled-coil domain containing 167
Exons: 4
Coding region: 77-367 (96 amino acids)
Source: RefSeq, a predicted model, not a curated record